UUCAGAAUCAAAACUUUAGCCCCUACCUUUUUAGGUCCAAUUAGGGUUUUUCUCAUUUUUUUUAAUUGAAUUUCCAUUACUCUGAAGCUCACAGCCUUCAGUUCUGAGCUACAAUCAAGCCCAUUAACUUCGCCAUCUACCUCUAUUUUCCGAUUCUUUAAUCGGAAUCUGUUUUUACGGCCCGGUUCACUUCGGAUCUGUUAAUUGAGUUGUUUUCUAGGAGAAGUUCAGUGAGGGUUUUUCCUAAGAAGCAGCUGUUAUAGAAACUUGACAUGGAUCUUAAACAUAUUUGUUCCUAUGCUAAUUUUAAUAACAGUCACUAUUCUUCAUAUGCAUAGUAGACUGUGAUCACAUAAACCUUGUAGAAGUUGUAGUUUUCCUUUUCUUCGUAACUCGUACAAAAUAUUUCAGUCGUUUCGGUAAGUAAUUAAAAUUAAACACCUGGGAACCUCUUUCCUGAAACAACCCACAGAUAAAUUGAUCUGGUAACUAUGAUUAUAAAAUUCGUAAAUAAGUUAUUAUUUGUUACGAGCUUAAUUUUUAAAUGAUUUAUUGCAUUAAUUGUCAUUAAUGUAUUGUAAUUUUUUUGCAUAAAGUUGGAUUUUUUAUUAAAUUCAAUUUUAUAAUUUUAAAUUUUUAUAACUACGUUUUUACUAUUUCUACGUGUCUCCCACAUUCCCGUUUAUUAUAAUUUGAAAGAAGCCUGUUUGCGGAAUCCGUUUCUGUUUUGGUUUCCGUGCACAUAGAUUAUAGAAAGUGCUAUUGCUGUGUCCUUGGAGACCAUGUGGUCAAAGUCUAGAACAAUAUGCAUUUAGCAUAACACUAUGAGAGUUUGUUGUACUAUAAACUUUUUAUUCAGCUAUUAUGCUUCUUUCAGUCUAAUAUUUCUGCAUUUGGGUUAUUAACAAAGGCUAACCCUACUCUUCUAUGUACUUGUAGCACUUAGGCUGGUGUGCAUAGUAGAAGACAAGGUGAAGGUUUUCUUUUGCGCUGCUGUUAAGAUAUCUAUUUCAUAUCAUUCCUUUGCUUAAGUUUAUUAUGACGUCCAUGGAUAUAGACUCUCCUGCAACUCCUAGUAUGGCCAUUACUCCCGUAUUUCCUACUAAUAACAAUGAAGAACCCAUUUCUGAGGAGCAGCCAAACAAACGUAGGAGAAAGAAGUCAAUUGUCUGGGAUCAUUUCACAAUUGAAACUGUUGAUGCUGGUUGUAUGAGGGCAUGCUGCAAACAGUGCAAAAAAUCAUUUGCUUAUAUAACUGGUAAAAAGUUAGCCGGGACCAGUCACCUCAAGCGACAUAUUGCUUUGGGAAUCUGCCCAGUCAGCCGUCAGAACAACGAAGCAUUGCAGCAAUCCACACCAGGUGCAAAAACUGAUCCUCCGAAAAGACGUUACCGUACAAGUCCAGUAUUUGGAGGCAUCCCCUUUGAUCAGGACCGUUGCAACCAGGAGGUAGCUAAGAUGAUUAUACAGCAUGACUAUCCAUUGCAUAUUGUGGAACAUCCUGCUUUCAUUGAUUUUGUCCGGUCGCUUCAGCCCCAGUACAACAUGGUGAGUUUCAACACUAUUCAAGGAGAAUGUGUGUCAGUGUACCUGAGGGAAAAGCAAAGCCUUUCGAACCUAGUUAAUGAGAUUCCUGGACGAGUCAGCCUUACAUUAGACUUGGGGACUUCAAACCUUAAUAUUGGCUAUGCUUUUAUAACAGGGCACUUCAUUGACAAUGACUGGAAUAUACAGCGCCGAGUCCUUAAUGUUGUGAUGUUACCAUUUCCAGAUUCUGAUUAUGCCUUGAACCAAGCUGUUGUAUCUUGUCUAUCUGAUUGGCAUUUGGAGAACAAGCUGUUUACCCUUACGGUUGAUCAAUCGUUUUCAAAUGAAACCAUGACAGGAAAUCUUAGAGGCCUUUUGUCUACCAGGAAUCCACAUAAAUUCAAUGGUCAAUUAUUGAGAGGCAAUUGCUAUGCUCGUGUAUUAAGUCGUCUUGCACAAGAUGCACUUGGACCAAUGGGGGAUGUUGUCAAAAGAAUUCGUGAAAGUGUGAAGUAUGUGAAAACCUCAGAAACACAUGAUGAGAAGUUUGCUGAGCUGAGGCACCGACUUCAAGUCCCUAGCACAAAAGAACUCGUAAUUGAUGAUCAAAGCAAGUGGAACACAACUUACCAAAUGCUGGUGGCUGCCUGUGAAUUAAAGGAAGUAUUUGCUUGCUUGGAUACCAGUGACCCUCUGUACAAGAUAAACCCAUCAAUGGAUGAUUGGAAGCAUGUGGAAAUUCUCUGUACAUACUUGAAGAUAUUGUAUGAUGCAGCUACUAUUUUAACAGGCCCAACAUAUCCACCUGCUAAUGCAUUUUACCAUGAAGUAUCCAAAGUCCAGUUAGAGCUGACACAUGCAGCCGCGAGUCAGGACCCUUUUGUCAGCAAUUUGACCAGACCUUUGAGAGAGAAGUUUGAUCAAUAUUGGAAAGAAUGCUUCCUUGUUUUGGCAAUUGCCGUAGUCAUGGAUCCCAGGUUUAAAAUGAAGCUUGUCGAGUUCAGUUUCCGUAGGAUCUUUGGUGAGGAGAAUGCUGGUGUGUGGAUCAAGAUGGUUGAUGAUGGGAUUCAUGAACUGUUUCUUGAAUAUCUUCCUCCAAGUCUAUCUGUACCAACAUCGUAUAUGGACACGCGGCAUGAAAGCAUCUCUCAUGCAGAGAUGUUUCAAGAAAUUCCACCUGAAGCAGUAGCUUCCCAGGAAGCACGCUUUGAAGAACCGCCCCUUCAAGUAGUUCACCCUGCUCAUGUAGCUCCUGAAGAAGGUAAACCUGAAGGGGCAACUUUUGAAGAACUACAGCAUGAAGAAGUGACUCCUCAAGUACAACCUAAAGAAGAACCUCUAUAUGAUAUAUCUCCUCAAGUGCUGCACCAUGAAGUUGUCCAACAAGAGAUGCACAUUCAGGAGGUGGAUAUGGGUACUCAUGAAGUGCCCGUGCAAUAUAUGGCAACUGAGGAAGCGUCCAUGCAAUAUAUGCAGAAUGAAGAAGUGCCUGUGCAAGAGAUGCAAACUGAAGAAGUGCAUGUGCAACAGAUGCAAACUGAAGAAGUACAUGUGCAACAGAUGCAAACUGAAGUACAUGUGCAAGAGACGCAAGCUGAGGAAGUGCCGGUGCAAGAGACGCAAACUGAAGAAAUGCAUGUGCGAGAGAUGCAAACUGAAGAAGUGCAUGUGCGGGAUAUGCAAACUGAGGAAGUGCCCGUGCGAGAGAUGCAAACUGAGGAAGUGCCCGUGCGAGAGAUGCAUACUGAGGAAGUGCCCGUGCGAGAGAUGCAAACUGAGGAAGUGCCCGUGCGAGAGAUGCAAACUGAGGAAGUGCCCGUGCGAGAGAUGCAAACUGAGGAAGUGCCCGUGCGAGAUAUGCAAACUGAGGAAGUGCCCGUGCGAGAGAUGCAAACGGAGGAAAUGCCCGUGCAAGAGAUGCAAACGGAGGAAGUGCCCGUGCAAGAGAUGCAAACGGAGGAAGUGCCCGUGCAAGAGAUGCAAACUGAGGAAGUGCCCGUGCAAGAGAUGCAAAUUGAGGAAGUGCCCGUGCAAGAGAUGCCCUCUCAAGAAGCGUCAGUGCAAGAGAUGCAAACUGACGAAGUGCCCGUGCAAAAGAUACCCUCUCAAGAAGCGUCAGUGCAAGAGAUGGAAUCUCAAGAAGUACCAAAGAAACAAGAGACAGAUAAAGAAGUAUCAGCAAAAGGUAUACUAACUAGAGCAGAAUCUGCUCAUGAGAUGCAGACUCAAGAAGAAUCUUCUCAUGGGAUGCCCUCUCAAGAAGCCUCAGUGCAAGAGAUGGAAUCUCAAGAAGUACCAAAGCAACAAGACACAGAUAAAGAAGUAUCAGCAAAAGAUAUACCAACUAGAGCAGAAUCUGCUCAUGAGAUGCAAACUCAAGAAGAAUCUUCUCAUGAGAUGCAAACUCAAGAAGUUCAGAUUCAAGAAAUUAAUGCUAAAGAAGAACCCACUCAAGAGAUGCAUGCUCAAGAAGUACCAACUGAAGAAAUUCUCUCUAAUGGACAGGAUGAACAGAUGCACUUGGAAGGAAGACAAAAUGGAGAGAGGCAUCCUCAGGGGGAACUGGGUGAAGAAAUUGACCCUCAAGAACAUGUUGAAGAGAUUGACCCUCAAGAACAUGGUGAAGAGAUUGACCCUCAAGAACAGAGUGAAGAGAUUGACCCUCAAGAACAGAGUGAAGAGAUUGACCCUCAAAAACAGAGUGAAGAGAUUGACCCUCAAGAGAGCGAAGAGAUUGACCCUCAAGAGAGCGAAGAGAUUGACCCUCAAGAACAGAGUGAAGAGAUCGACCCACAAGAACAGAGUGAAGAGAUCUAUCCACAAGAACAGAGUAAAGAGAUCGACUCUCAACAACACACUGAUGAGAUGCACCUACAAGAAGAGCAGAUUGAAGUGAUGCACCCACUAGAAGGGCCUACUGAAGAGAUGCACCCACAAGAAGAGCAGACUGAAGAGAUGCAACCACAAGAAGAGCAGACCGGAGAGAUGCAACCACAAGAAGAGCAGACCGGAGAGAUGCAACCACAAGAAGAGCAGACGGAAGAGAUGCACCCACAAGAAGAGCAGACUGAAGAAAUGCACCCACAAGAAGAGCAGACCGAAGAGAUGCACCCACAAGGAGAGCAGCCCGAAGAGAUGCACCCGCGAGAAGAGCAGCCCGAAGAGAUGCACCCACGAGAAAAGCAGACAGGAGAGAUGCACCCGCAAGAAGGGCAGACUGGAGAGAUGCACCCGCAAGAAGGGCAGACUGGAGAGAUGCACCCGCAAGAAGGGCAGACUGGAGAGAUGCGCCCGCAAGAAGGGCAGACUGGAGAGAUGCAUCCUCAAGAAGGGCAGACUGGAGAGAUGCACCCUCAAGAAGAGCGGACUGAAGAAAUACAGCCUCAGGAGAUGCACCCUCAAGAAGAGCAGACUGAAGAGAUGCAGCCUCGGGAGAUGCACCUUUGUGGACAGAGUCAUGAUAUGCACAAUGCGGAAGCGCUGAUCCUGGAAAUGCACCCUUCUGAAACGCAUAACCAGGUGAUGCACCAGCCUGAAGAAGAGAACCAGAUGAUGCACCACCCUGAAACAGAGAACCUGGUGCAUCACCCUGAAAUUGAGAGCCAGGUGAUGCACCCCCCUGAUGCAGAGAACCAGGUGAUGCACCACCCUGAAGAAGAGAACCGGAUGAUACACCACCCUGAAACAGAGAACCAGGUGAUGCACCCCCCUGAAGAAGAGAACCAAGUGAUGCAGACCCUUGAAGCAGAAAACCAGGUGAUGCACGCCCCUGAAGCAGAAAACCAGGUGAGGCACGCUCCUGAAGCAGAAAACCAGGCGAGGCAUCAUCCAGAACCUGAGAACCUGAUGAUGGACCCUUCUGAAGCACAGACCCAAGAGAUGCAACCUCCAGAAGCACAGGCCCAAGAGAUGCAACCUCUAGAAGCACAGAAUCAACACAUUCACUCUCAAGAAGCAGAAACUCCUGAGCUGCAACCUCAAGAAGCACAAUCUAAUGAUAUGCGCUUUCAAGAAGUACAGAUCUAUGAGGCAAACCAUCAAGAUGUUUCAAGUCAAGGCUUGCACCCUGAACAAGUGCAGUUCCAUGAGGCACGCCAUCAUGAAAUGUCUGGCCAAGAGAUGCAUUCUCAAGGAUUACAGACUCGAGAAAUGCACUAUCAGUCAUUCUCUGAAGAGAUGCAGGAUCAUGAUGUACACACGCAAGAUCUACCUCUGCUUACUAUUGGAGAUGGACUUUCAGAUUUUGAGGUAUACAUAUCUGAGAUUGCAAAUAGCCAGCAUCUUAAAUCUGAACUGGAUCAGUAUCUAGAUGAGACGCUUUUGCCUCGGGUGCAAGAUUUUGAUGUACUGGGUUGGUGGAAGCUAAACAAGCUCAAGUACCCAAUUCUGUCCAAGAUGGCUGCUGAUAUUUUGUCAAUACCGGUAUCUACUGUUGCUCCAGAAUCCGUGUUUGACACUAAAAAUAAGAAGAUAGAUAAUUACUGGAGUUCAUUGCGACCCGUGACACUUGAAGCCCUUGUUUGUGCUAAGGAUUGGCUCCAAGGCGCAUCCUCAGGAUCAUCAUUGGAGGUAUCUAAUGCACUUGUGAAAAUGGACUUUUAGCAAUUUAGGAUUUUAAUUUUAAUUUAUCCUGUUGCAUAGAUAAUUAGAUUCAGUUUACUGUUUUUGUAUCUCCUUUUUCGAUUCAGCUCUUUUAUUGACAUGCUUUUGGUCAUGAUUUUUCUUAAUAUUGCAGUAAUUGAUGCUAAUAUUUGAUUUA
This is a messenger RNA of Mercurialis annua (annual mercury), 6286 nucleotides long. RefSeq lists its product as uncharacterized. The transcript is spliced from 4 exons. Bases 1039 to 6129 code for a protein of 1696 amino acids. Gene Ontology annotation, molecular function: protein dimerization activity; DNA binding. The record is from RefSeq and is a predicted model, not a curated record. Lineage: Eukaryota; Viridiplantae; Streptophyta; Magnoliopsida; Malpighiales; Euphorbiaceae.